Hordeum vulgare subsp. vulgare (domesticated barley) is the source of this 3081-nucleotide messenger RNA. Its product is annotated as plasma membrane ATPase-like. Gene Ontology annotation, biological process: proton export across plasma membrane; regulation of intracellular pH. Gene Ontology annotation, cellular component: plasma membrane. The record is from RefSeq and is a predicted model, not a curated record. The transcript is spliced from 5 exons. Gene Ontology annotation, molecular function: P-type proton-exporting transporter activity; ATP binding; ATP hydrolysis activity. Lineage: Eukaryota; Viridiplantae; Streptophyta; Magnoliopsida; Poales; Poaceae. The coding region runs from base 1 to 2859 and encodes 952 amino acids.
AUGGCCGCCUCCCUCGAAGACCUCCGCAACGAGAGCAUCGAUCUCGAGGCGAUCCCGAUCGCGGAGGUGUUCCAGGUGCUCAAGUGCAAGCCGCACGGGCUCACCUCCGAUGAGGCCGCCAGCCGCCUCCAGGCAUUCGGCCCCAACAAACUCGAGGAGAAGAAGGAGAGCAAGUUCCUCAAGUUUUUAGGGUUUAUGUGGAACCCUCUGUCGUGGGUCAUGGAGGCGGCGGCGAUCAUGGCCAUCGUCCUCGCCAACGGCGGCGGCAAGCCCCCCGACUGGCAGGACUUCAUGGGCAUCGUCACCCUGCUCAUCAUCAACUCCACCAUCAGCUUCAUCGAGGAGAACAACGCCGGCAACGCGGCGGCGGCGCUGAUGGCCAGCCUGGCGCCGCAGACCAAGGUGCUCCGGGACGGCAAGUGGGCGGAGCAGGACGCGGCGAUCCUGGUGCCGGGGGACAUCAUCAGCAUCAAGCUGGGCGACAUCAUCCCGGCGGACGCGCGGCUGAUGGAGGGCGACCCGCUCAAGAUCGACCAGUCGGCGCUCACCGGCGAGUCCCUCCCCGUCAACAAGCUCCCCGGCGACAGUGUGUACUCCGGCUCCACGUGCAAGCAGGGCGAGAUAGAGGCCGUCGUCAUCGCCACCGGCGUCCACACCUUCUUCGGCAAGGCCGCGCAUCUCGUCGACAGCACCAACAACGUCGGCCACUUCCAAAAGGUUCUGACUGCAAUCGGCAACUUCUGCAUCGUGUCCAUCGCCAUCGGCAUGCUGGUGGAGAUCGUCGUCAUGUACCCGAUCCAGCACCGCCGGUACCGCGACGGCAUCGACAACCUCCUCGUGCUCCUCAUCGGCGGCAUCCCCAUCGCCAUGCCCACCGUGCUCUCCGUCACCAUGGCCAUCGGCUCCCACAAGCUGUCGCAGCAGGGCGCCAUCACCAAGCGGAUGACGGCCAUCGAGGAAAUGGCCGGCAUGGACGUGCUCUGCAGCGACAAGACGGGCACACUCACGCUCAACAAGCUCACCGUCGACAAGAACAUGAUCGAGCCCUUCGUCAAGGACGUCGACAAGGACGGCGUGGUUCUCUAUGCCGCCCGAGCGUCGAGGACGGAGAACCAGGACGCCAUCGACGCAUCCAUUGUCGGCAUGCUCGCCGACCCCAAGGAGGCCCGAGCUGGCAUUCAGGAGGUGCACUUCAUGCCAUUCAACCCCGUCGACAAGCGUACAGCCAUCACCUACGUUGACUCCGACGGAACGUGGCACCGGGUUAGCAAGGGCGCCCCGGAGCAGAUCAUCGAUCUGUGCGGGCUGCGCGAGGACGUGCGGCGGCGGGUGCACGGCAUCAUCGGCAAGUUCGCCGACCGCGGGCUGCGGUCGCUGGCGGUGGCUCGGCAGAGCGUGCCAGAGCGGACCAAGGAGGCCAAGGGCGCACCGUGGCAGUUCCUCGCAGUGCUGCCGCUGUUUGACCCGCCGCGGCACGACAGCGCAGAGACCAUCCGCCGCGCGCUGCACCUGGGCGUGAACGUGAAGAUGAUCACCGGCGACCAGCUGGCCAUCGGCAAGGAGACGGGCCGCCGGCUGGGCAUGGGCACCAACAUGUACCCGUCAAGCUCCCUCCUCAAGGAUGGCGACAGCUGCGGGCUGCCCGUCGACGAGCUGAUCGAGAAGGCGGACGGGUUCGCCGGCGUGUUCCCGGAGCACAAGUACGAGAUCGUGCGGCGGCUGCAGGAGAUGAAGCACAUCUGCGGGAUGACGGGCGACGGCGUGAACGACGCGCCGGCGCUCAAGAAGGCGGACAUCGGCAUCGCCGUGGCCGACGCCACGGACGCGGCCCGGAGCGCGUCGGACAUCGUGCUGACGGAGCCCGGGCUGAGCGUGAUCAUCAGCGCCGUGCUCACCAGCCGCGCCAUAUUCCAGCGGAUGAAGAACUACACCAUCUACGCCGUGUCCAUCACCAUCCGGGUAGUCCUUGGCUUCCUCCUGCUGGCGCUCAUCUGGAAGUUCGACUUCGCGCCCUUCAUGGUGCUCAUCAUCGCCAUCCUCAACGACGGCACCAUCAUGACCAUCUCCAAGGACCGCGUCGUGCCGUCGCCCACCCCCGACUCGUGGCGCCUCAAGGAGAUCUUCGCCACCGGCAUUGUCCUCGGCACCUACCAGGCCAGCGCCACCGUGAUCUUCUUCUGGGCCGUCCACUCCACCGACUUCUUCACGAAUAAACUCCACGUGCACCCCAUCGGCGGCAACACGGAGGAGCUGAUGGCGGCGGUGUACCUGCAGGUGAGCAUCAUCAGCCAGGCGCUCAUCUUCGUGACGCGGUCGCGGGGGUGGUCGUUCAGGGAGCGGCCGGGGGCGCUGCUCUUGGGCGCGUUCCUGCUGGCGCAGAUGGUGGCGACGCUGAUCGCGGUGUACGCCGACUGGCCGUUCGCCAAGAUGAAGGGGGUAGGGUGGGGGUGGGCGGGCGCCAUCUGGCUCUUCACCAUCGUCACCUACUUCCCGCUCGACGUGCUCAAGUUCGCCAUCCGCUACUUCCUCUCCGGCAGGGGGUGGAGCAACGUGUUCGACGGCAAGACGGCCUUCGCGCAGGGGGUGGACUACGGCACGGACAAGCGCAAGGCGGAGUGGGCCGUGGCGCAGAGGUCGCUCCACGGCCUGCACACGUCCGGCGGCGGCGAGGCUUCCUCCUCCGGCGUGCUCGGUGGCGGGGACGACAAGAACGACAUCUCGGAGAUCGCCGAGCAGGCCAAGCGGCGCGCCGAGAUCGCAAGGCUGCGGGAGCUGCACACGCUCAAGGGGCACGUCGACUCGGUGGUGAAGCUCAAGGGGCUCGACAUCGAGAACAUCAACCACAACUACACCGUCUGAUCCGUCAGUCGACACCAUCAGCACAAGCCUCGAAAUGUCUUCUUUGGUUAGCUAUGUAGUCAGGAACUCAGGAUACUGCCACUCCCCUUUUUCAGCAGCAGAUUAAAUUAGUGAGGCGAUGAUGAUGAUGAAUAAUCAUGUUAGCAUUGGUGAACUAGCUAGUCCCCUUUUCUUGUGCGGAGAUAAUUGUAGGAUUGUUGGAUGUUGUAGAAUAAAAUUGUU